UGUGCUUUUUUGAGGAUUCCACCUCUGCUUAUUAUGGAUAACAUCUUCAGAAUUAGUUUUGGGUUUCAAGAUAUUGAUGGUUGUUCGCAUUAGUUUUAUUCUUCCUACUUUAAUGAUUUUAAUACCAGGUACGCAUGGAAUUUUCAAUACAGUUAUCAUGUUGUUAUCAUCAUCGUUGCCAUUGUACAUUGUGAUGAAAACAAUUUGGUUAAAUAUAUUUACAAUAAUACAUUUAAUUUAUUAUGGAUAUACUCAUUUUCGAGAGACCAUCAAUAAUUUUGAAGUAAAUGAUUUUGUCGUAAUGGAGUGGUCACGUCUCAAUAUGCCAUUUGUUUUACGAUUAUUUUGGGCUAUACGAUUAUUGGAUCUAUUUAUAUUAUCCCUGCUAACUAAGGAAAUAAAACAUGAAACUUUAUUUGGAACUGUGAAAUAUUUGUUAGCUAAAGGGUGCGAUACAUUUACAGCAGUUUUAGGCAUGACAAGUUUUGUUUCAUACUUUUGCCAUUAUAUUGGUGCAUUCUUCCAAUGGGUGCUGUUGACUGAAGACGUGGAACAGGUGAACAUUGGGAGUCGUUCUGCAAUAUUAUUUUUUAUACUAGCUUUGCAAACUGGAUUAACAAUCUUAGAGCCAGAAGAACGCUUUAUACAACUCUGUCGAAAUAUCUGUUUUACUUGUGAUUUUCUACUAUUUUAUGUCCAUAGUUUGCUUAAUCCAUUAUUAAGCUCUUUGAGUGUUAAUCGUAAUAAUUCAAUAAAUAGGCAUUUAAGAGCUCUUUUUGUUUGCGGAUUUCUUAUAGUGUUUUCAACUAAUAUGUUGAGAUACUUUUGGUAUUGCCAUUUUGUUAAUAAUUGGCCAAUAGAAAUGUAUUUUUUCAAUAUUCAAAUUGUUGUCAAAGUAUUGGUGACUUUAGCUAUAUAUUCAUUACAUAUGAUUGAUGGCUAUCGCACAAGAAUUUGGGAGAAAUUGGACGAUUAUGAGUUUUAUAUCAAAUCAUUUGGUGAUGUGGUAAAUUUCUGUUUUGGCACAAUUAUUUUUCUGAGUGGAGUUUAUAAUGUGGCUUUUGAAUCUGGCAGUAUAUUCCGCGCACCCUGGAUGUGUAUACAUGCAUACUACUCCAUAUGGCGUAGCAUCAGGGAUGGAUGGAGAGUAUUUAUUAAGCGUCGUUUAGCUGUAAGAAGAGUUGAAUCGUUAGCUGACGCAACUAGUGUUCAACUGUCUGAGUUUGAUGACGUUUGUUCUAUAUGUCAGCAUAAUAUGGAUUCGGCAAAAAUUACCAAUUGCAAUCAUUAUUUCCACAGUAUAUGUCUGCGUAAAUGGCUUAAUUUAAAAGAUAACUGCCCAUUAUGUCAAGGUAUUUUAUACCAGUCAUAAAUGUCAAAUAUUUGUAGACACGGGAUAGAAAUCACUUUCAAGAACUUCAAAAUGCUAUUGAUGCUGAUAGAGCUUAAAUAUUCUGAAUUUAUUAGAUUUUAUCAUAAACUUAAAU
Messenger RNA from Myzus persicae (green peach aphid), 1487 nucleotides. Its product is annotated as protein TRC8 homolog. Gene Ontology annotation, cellular component: endomembrane system; endoplasmic reticulum. Bases 77 to 1372 code for a protein of 431 amino acids. Gene Ontology annotation, molecular function: ubiquitin protein ligase activity; zinc ion binding. The transcript has 7 exons. Gene Ontology annotation, biological process: ERAD pathway. NCBI's taxonomy places the organism in Eukaryota, Metazoa, Arthropoda, Insecta, Hemiptera, Aphididae. The record is from RefSeq and is a predicted model, not a curated record.